Messenger RNA from Saccostrea cuccullata (small rock oyster), 1850 nucleotides. RefSeq lists its product as uncharacterized. Lineage: Eukaryota; Metazoa; Mollusca; Bivalvia; Ostreida; Ostreidae. The annotation marks the transcript as partial. The record is from RefSeq and is a predicted model, not a curated record. The transcript is spliced from 4 exons.
CAAAAUGUUCUUUACAGGAUAAGAAGGGUCAUAAUCUGUUUUAUUAAUAUGCAAAUAUUUUCACUCACUGCAGAAAUAAGAUCAUAAAUUUCUCAAGAUAAUUGCAGUGAAAACACGUUUCUUAAUCAUAUCCUUUUUUUCAGGAGAAAACAUUGUUUUUCCGAGAAGUAUGGAAAACUUUAGAAAUGCAUAAAUCUCUGAAAGAACAUCUCAAUGUAAAGCGACGAUUUGCGAUUGGAUUCAACGACAACGAAGGCAUCGAGAGUAUCAAGCUGUCAAUCCUUGAUGUUGUAGGUAAACUUGAUCACUGGGGUGAAGAGCUUCCUCGCUCAUGGGCUAUGUUUGAAACAUUCUUUCAGGAGAAGAAAAAACUCAAGAUUUUAAAGAUAGACGCACUCAUUGCUUUCAAUGAAGCAUUGCCAGAGGGAAUAAAGCUCCAAAUGGAUGAUAUCAAUGUUAUGCUGCAGUUUUUCCAUGAUAUAAGAGAAAUUUUAUACUUUGCUCAAGUAUUGCUCAGAGAAAUAGUUAUUCUUGACGUUCAGUGGUUUGCAUAUGCAUUUAAAAAUGUCAUAACAGAUAAAAACCAUGCACAAGAGGAUUUAUUUGAGUUUACUGCAGAAUGGGACAAAUUCAAUGAAACUGGGGAGUUAGAUGAAACACUGCUUUGUGCUAUAUGGAAAAUGAACAACAAUGGGUACAUCGAACAUAAAGAAGACAUUAUGCUUUACAUGGAGAGACUAGGGCUCUUAGCUAAAAUGAGUGACAACAAAUGGUAUGUUCCCUGUAUGAACAAAGUACCGUUUCCUGUGGAAUGUUUCUCAUCAUACCCUGCCUCCUCCAUCCUCUGCUACACAUUUGAUUUUCUUCCUGCGGGAAUUUUCCAUCGUCUUGUAGCAACUUGCAUGCAGAUUCCUUGGGAGGUAUUUGCUGAUAACGACAAAGGAUGCAUUUACCAGACUGUAACUAUUUUCGUGUUUCCAGACUUGCACCAUAACAUCAUGCUUGGAAUGACUCAAAAAGAAAUUCAAUUGCAAGUUUUUGUGGCAGAGGGAGAAUUAGAUGUUUUAACAUGUCAUCAAGUUAGAGAAAAAAUUGAGCAUAUGUUAUACAACCUUUCCAACACAUUCCAUAAAACCCCUGAAUUCCAAGUUGCAUUCAAAUGCAAAUCCAAAGGAUUUUGUGACAGCAAAGAAAGCUCUGUCAUAAGUGAAUCUAAGUUUACACAAGCAACCUUUCAGUGUCCGUCCUGUCCGGCAAACAAAAAGCACUGUAUCAUCACAGAAGAUAUUAAAAAAUAUUGGGAACAGGUUCCUGAGGAGGACUCCAAGAUUAAAACAGAUAAAAGUGGAAAUGAGAAAACAACACUGACAAAGCCUAUGAAGGACACAACAGCAAUCGAAUUACCCUCUACAGAUGAGUCCAGCGAAAAUUUUGACAAAAUCAUGAAGUUGUUGCACGUUGGAGUUGACGCUAUACGAAUCUGCUUUGAUAAAUUCUUCCCAAAAGAGAGUUUAGAAAAGACUCUGAAAGAUAAUGAAACAGACAUGAGAAGAGGACAGUUCCGAUUCCAACCACCUCAACUAGAGAUUUUGUUCCCUCCUGAAGGUGGGUCUAAUAGUGUUACAUCCUUAUCUAUGGACAUAUCUAUCAUGUAUAAAUUGUUGAGGAAUUACUCUGACAUUCCUCCUCCUGGGAAUGGAUGGGGAAAGGAACCUAAAGUGGAGUACAUUACGGAGAGUGACGACAUAGAGAGGAUUCGUUUAUAUAGAAAUAAGUACUCUCAUGUUUCCGGAAGUAAUCCUGUCCUUAAGGAUGAUGUUUUCAACGUAAUCUGGACUGACCUAUACCAG